This is a messenger RNA of Protobothrops mucrosquamatus (brown spotted pit viper), 1509 nucleotides long. It is a transcript of the gene MMP17, whose product is annotated as matrix metallopeptidase 17. The record is from RefSeq and is a predicted model, not a curated record. Gene Ontology annotation, cellular component: extracellular matrix. Lineage: Eukaryota; Metazoa; Chordata; Lepidosauria; Squamata; Viperidae. Gene Ontology annotation, molecular function: zinc ion binding; metalloendopeptidase activity. Gene Ontology annotation, biological process: extracellular matrix organization; collagen catabolic process; proteolysis. The transcript is spliced from 8 exons. The annotation marks the transcript as partial.
GUAGAUGAAGCCACCUUCAAAUUGAUGAAAACACCCCGCUGCUCUUUGCCGGAUCUUGCAGAAGCAAAGUCGAGGAAGAAACGAUCUACCCAGGGAUCUACCAAGUGGAACAAAAGGAAUUUAUCCUGGAGGGUUCGAACCUUCCCCAAAGACUCCCAUCUGGGCCACGACACGGUUCGCGCCCUCAUGUACUACGCCUUGAAGGUGUGGAGUGACAUCACGCCUCUAAAUUUCCACGAAGUGGCCGGUAACAAUGCGGACAUCCAGAUUGACUUCUCCAAAACCGAUCACAAUGAUGACUAUCCCUUUGAUGGCCCGGGGGGCACGGUAGCCCACGCAUUCUUCCCAGGAGACCAUCAUACCGCUGGAGACACUCACUUUGAUGAUGAUGAAUACUGGACUUUCCGGUCAUCAGAUACGGAGGGGAUGGAUUUGUUUGCUGUGGCGGUCCACGAGUUUGGCCACGCUAUCGGCUUAGCCCACAUCUCUGCUGUGGAGUCAAUCAUGAGGCCGUACUACCAGGGGCCGGUGGGAGACCCCCUGAAAUAUGAUUUGCCCUAUGAAGAUAAAGUCCGGAUUUGGCAGCUCUAUGGAGUCAGAGAAUCCGUGUCUCCCACGGCGAAACCCGAAAUAUCGAACGCAGACGACCAUCCCAUGUUGCCAGAUUUCCCCGAGAAUCACUCCACUGUUCCGUUUAAAAGAGACGUGCCAAAUCGAUGCAGCACACACUUCGAUGCCGUGGCCCAGAUCCGUGGAGAGGUUUUCUUCUUCAGAGGCAAGUAUUUUUGGCGACUGACUCGCAACAAGCACCUGGUGUCCCUUCAGCCAGCUCAGAUCCAUCGCUUCUGGAAGGGAUUGCCUCUCAACCUGGACAGCGUGGAUGCGGUGUACGAGAGGACCCGCGACCAUAAGAUCGUAUUCUUCAAAGGGGACCGCUAUUGGGUGUUCAAAGACAACAACGUUGAAGAAGGCUACCCUCGGCCCAUCUCGGAUUUCGGCUUGCCCUUAGGAGGCAUCGAUGCAGCCUUUUCUUGGGCUCAGAACGACAAGACCUAUUUCUUCAAAGAUGAUCUCCACUGGUGCUACGAUGACCACCAGCAGAGAAUGGAGGCGGGUUAUCCUCGAGAAAGCAGGCUGUGGAAAGGCAUCCCCAGCCAGCUGGACGAUGCCACGCACUGGUCAGAUGGGGCCACCUACUUUUUCAAGGGCAAGGAAUAUUGGAAAGUUGCGGACAGCGACCUGGAGGCCGAAUCGGGCUAUCCCCGCUCGAUUGCAAAAGACUGGCUGGUGUGCAGCGACAUGCAGGCCGAUGCGCCGGAGCCAGCCGGACGUUCCAGGACCAGGGGACGCUCCCAACAGGGAUACCACGACGAAAGCCGAUCGGAAAGUGAAGUCUGCUCCUGUACCUCGUCUUCCUCUGACGUCCGGCCUCGCAGCUGCCUCAGACUCGGCGGGGUCCUGGUCUCGGUCGCUCUGUGGACAGCGGUGUUGACGCACGGACCUCUAUGA